UUCUUCUCCAGAGCGUGUCUCUGAGUUGUUUUACCAUGAGCGAGGCAUAACCGCAAGGACAAGGGUAAUAACUAUUUAGUGCUUCUCGGUUCUUAUAACCGACACGGACACGCUCUUUCUGAUCUAACUCUGCGCACCACUAUCGUACGGUCUGGGCUUCACUCGUCAUUCCCAACACUACCAUUCUGUGAUCUGCCCGACCUCGAUCAUUUGGUUUGAGCUGAGCUGGGUGGGCAUUACCCAGAUGAUGAUUUCUGGGUACAAUGAAGAGGAUCAAUAGGAAUCCGUAUGAUGAUGCAGAAAAGCUCUCAGAUUCGGACAGCCGCGACAACUAUUCGAGGGAUCCUGACAAGAAAUCUGGUUUUAAUUUGAUGCGAUUGAUGGGGUUCUUCCUGCUUGGUUUGAUGCUCUUCUCUGCACUGUUUUCUGUUUCGGUGGUUCUCCGAGACCCCCCUUCAGAUGGCGUCGUCGAAGCAUCUUCAUCUGUUUUAUUUCAAGCUAAACAAAGUGAAGGUUUGAACAAAGAUUUCUCUGAUUCUGUUGAGUUGCCAAGAGAUGAACUCCUUGGUGGUCUUCUUGCUGCUGGAUUUGAUGAAAGAUCUUGUCUCAGCCGGUAUAUGUCAGGCAUAUAUGGCAAAGGACUAUCAGGAAAGCCUUCUUCUUAUCUGAUCUCUAGGUUAAGAAAAUAUGAAGCUCUCCACAAAGAAUGCGGACCUUAUACUGAAUCCUAUAACAAAACAGUGAAAGAGCUCAGGUCUGGUCAUUUUUCUGGGUACUCAGGCUGUAAAUAUGUAGUUUGGGUUUCAUUUAGUGGGUUAGGGAAUAGGAUAUUGACCUUAGCUUCUGCAUUUCUUUAUGCUCUACUCACAAACCGUGUCCUACUGGUUGAUCCUGGAGUUGAUAUGAAAGAUCUCUUGUGUGAACCGUUUCCUGAUGUUUCUUGGUUUCUCCCUCCUGAUUUUCCCCUCGCAACCGAAAUGCGCAAUCUGAAUCAGCAAUCUGCUCAAUGUUAUGGGAAGAUGCUAAAAAACAAUUCAAUAGCAAAUUCCACGGUGCCAUCUUAUGUCUACCUUCAUCUAGCCCAUGAUUAUGAUAAUCAAGAUAAGCUAUUCUUCUGCGAUGGAGAUCAAAGUUAUCUCCAGAAAGUACCCUGGUUAAUCAUGAAAACAGAUAAUUACUUCAUCCCAUCUUUGUAUUUGAUGCCUUCUUUUGAGCAGGAACUGUAUGAUCUCUUUCCAAAGAAGGAUAGAAUCUUCCAUUUCUUGGGUAGAUACCUAUUCCACCCCACCAACAGGGUAUGGGGACUUAUUACCAGGUACUAUGAAGCCUAUUUAGCUAAAGCUGAUGAAAGAUUAGGCAUCCAGAUUAGAGUGUUUGACACAGAGCCAGGCCCAUUUCAACAUGUAUUGGAUCAAAUCUUAUCCUGUGCUUUGAAAGAGAAUCUUUUGCCUGAUGUAAAUAGACAUCAAGAUACCGUAAGUUCAUUAGAAAAGAAAAAGUUAAAAUCAGUACUGAUGACAUCUUUAAGCUCAGGAUAUUUUGAAAGGGUGAGGGACAUGUAUUGGGAGUAUCCUACAGUGACAGGAGAGGUGGUUGGCAUAUACCAGCCAAGCCAUGAAGGGUAUCAGCAAACAGAGAAGCAGAUGCACAACCAGAAAGCUUGGGCUGAAAUGUAUCUCCUGAGCUUAACUGAUGUGCUGGUUACUAGUUCAUGGUCAACCUUUGGGUAUGUGGCUCAAGGCCUUGGAGGCUUGAAACCAUGGAUACUGUACAAGCCAGAGAAUCGAACAGCUCCGGAUCCUCCUUGCCGACGUGCCAUGUCGAUGGAGCCAUGCUUCCAUGCUCCUCCCUUCUAUGACUGCAAGGCCAAGAGAGGAACUGACACAGGUGCACUUGUUCCACAUGUAAGGCACUGUGAAGAUAUGAGUUGGGGUCUUAAGGUUGUUGACAAUUAAAGAUUAUUUGUGAAUCAUGACUAUGUAUGUUGACUGUCAAAACUUAGCUUAAAGGAAUGCAAAUUUUCACGUGAAAUUGAAAUUUUUUGGGGGGACGACAUUUUGGAAUGGAUUGAGUGAUUCCUUUU
Molecule: messenger RNA, 2083 nt
Organism: Neltuma alba
Lineage: Eukaryota; Viridiplantae; Streptophyta; Magnoliopsida; Fabales; Fabaceae
Product: galactoside 2-alpha-L-fucosyltransferase-like
Exons: 2
Coding region: 264-1955 (563 amino acids)
Biological process (GO): xyloglucan biosynthetic process; cell wall biogenesis
Cellular component (GO): Golgi apparatus; membrane
Molecular function (GO): galactoside 2-alpha-L-fucosyltransferase activity
Source: RefSeq, a predicted model, not a curated record